Selaginella moellendorffii is the source of this 840-nucleotide messenger RNA. RefSeq names its product phosphoglycerate mutase-like protein 1. Gene Ontology annotation, molecular function: phosphatase activity. The record is from RefSeq and is a predicted model, not a curated record. The transcript has 7 exons. Gene Ontology annotation, cellular component: cytoplasm. Lineage: Eukaryota; Viridiplantae; Streptophyta; Lycopodiopsida; Selaginellales; Selaginellaceae. Bases 39 to 794 code for a protein of 251 amino acids.
AUUAAAGCCUGGGGUUUUAGGGUUUGUAGUAAGGAAAGAUGGAGGAAGCGAAGAUCAUCCACCUGGUAAGACACGCAGAAGCCUUUCACAAUGUCGAUGGCGAUGUGAGCCUCCAUCGCCUCUUCUUCCGGGGCGAAUGGCGCCAUCUCUCUCCGCGCCUCCUCAUUCGCGUGUUGCGGCCAUUCUGGCGCCACUUCCAAGCGUGGCUGCUCUCCUUCUUCAUUGGCAAGGCCUCUCUCAAGCAUGCCCGCGCUCGCGACCAGAACUUCUUUGAUCCCAAGCUCACUUCCAAUGGCUGGGAACAGAUUGGAAGGCUCCGCAAGAUCGUGGGAGAGAGUGGGAUUGAUCGUCGCGUUCAGCUGGUUGUGGUUUCUCCCUUGACUCGAACUUUGCAAACGGCAGUCGGUGUGUUUGGAAGCGGAGAGAUCGGCAGUCCGCCUUUUGUUGCACAGGAGCUGUGUAGAGAACGGAUGAGCGUUCGAUCGUCUGACAAGAGACGGGCCAUUAGCAACUAUGCGCCAAUGUUUACAACAGUCGAUUUUUCGCAGAUCGAAGACGAUGACGAUAAAAUGUGGAAUCCAGACACUCCCGAGACAAUGAAAGAGCUGCAAGAACGGAUCACUCUUUUUCUGCAAUGGCUUUGGGAUCGCAAAGAGACGGAGAUCGCUGUGGUUUCGCACAGCAGCUUUUUGCGCAACAUGCUCAAGCGCGCAAAUCUAUUGCUCCCGAACUGUCAACUCACGACAGUCCGACUGACAAGAUCAGGAUGCGAUUUCAGAUUUUCCGACGCUUGAAUCUGUGUCAGCCACCGCAAACGUUUUGAUACAAGGUAAUUUUCAA